AUGGCUGCUGUUGCGGGGCGCUAUUACAGUGAGGGAGGCAGAGCCACCAAACGACAGAAAACUGACGGAGACGGAAUGACCUCGGAGAGUUAUGAAGACCCACACAAGCCCCUACCCUCACUGGUGAUCCACAUCAGGGGUCUGGUAGACGGCAUCACCGAGGCUGACCUUGUUGAGGCUCUGCGGGAGUUUGGCUCAAUCAGCUAUGUGGUGCUGAUGCCAAACAAGCGCCAGGCUCUGGUGGAGUACGAGGACAUGAGCGGCUCGUGCAACGCGGUGACGUACGCCAACGACAACCAGGUGUACAUCGCCGGCCGGCCCUGCUACCUCAACUACUCCACCAGCCAGAAGAUCUCGCGUCCCGGAGACUCGUCCGACGCGCCGAGCGUCAACAACGUCCUGCUCUUUACCAUCAUGAACCCCAUCUACCCCGUCACUACGGACGUUCUGUACACCAUCUGCAACAACUGCGGCCCCGUGCACAGGAUCGUGAUCUUCAGGAAGAACGGCGUGCAGGCCAUGGUGGAAUUCGAUUCGGUUCAGAGUGCUCAGAGGGCAAAAGCUUCGCUCAACGGGGCCGAUAUCUACUCCGGCUGCUGCACCCUUAAAAUUGAAUACGCUAAGCCGACGCGUCUUAACGUGUUCAAGAACGAUCAGGACACUUGGGAUUACACCAACCCCUCUCCGGGUCAAGAUGCUGAUGACGGCAAUUGGAACAGUUCUCAAGACACCGGUGCGAACCCAAACAAGCGCCAGAGGCAGCCGGCCCUGCUGGGAGACCACCCGCCCGAAUACGGUCAGGGCGGUUACGGAUACGACGACGGCGGAUACGGUCCCUACGACGGCCGGAGGAUGGGCCUCAUGGGGCGAGGCCGUGGCGGCGGCGCAGGCAGCGGUGGCGGCGGCGCAGGCAGCGGCGGCGGCGCCCCGCGUUACGGCGGCCCCCAGUACAGCCACGGAAUGCCCGACUGCGGCGCCCAGGCCGACUCACCCGUCAUCAUGGUGUACGGCCUCGACCUCAAGAGGGUCAACCCCGAGCGUGUUUUUAACGUCUUCUGUCUCUAUGGCAACGUCUCCAGGGUGAAGUUUAUGAAGAGUAAACCAGGUGCCGCGAUGGUGGAGAUGGGAGACUGUUACUCGGUGGAGAGAGCCAUUUCACACCUGAACCAUACCAUGCUGUUCGGCCAGAAGCUCAACAUUUGUGUGUCGAAGCAGCAGACCAUAAUCGCCGGGCAGUCGUACCUGCUGGAGGACGGAAGCGAGAGCUGCAAGGAGUUCGUGGGCAACAGGAACAACCGCUUCACCACGCCCGAGCAGGCGUCCAGGAAUCGCAUCCAGCGGCCCAGCAACGUCCUGCACUUCUUCAACGGCCUGCCGGACUGCGACACCGACGUGUUUGGCAAGAUUUGUGAAGACUUGGACAUCAAACCUCCAACCAACAUCAAACUCUUCAAUGGAAAGAGUGAGAAGAGCGCGUCUGGCCUGUGUGAGUGGGACUCGGUGAACGACGCCAUGGAAGCUCUCGCUGUGAUGAACCACUUCCAGAUGAAAAACCCCAUUGCAGUAAUCACGACUCUCCACUUUCAGCCGGACCGUAUCCCUACACCCUCAAGCUUUGCUUCUCCACCUCCCAGAGUAUCAACUGAAUCCAUCAUCACAGCCUCCAGAAUUAAGACCACAAACGCACAGUGCUGCACGUUAAUAAACACACGCUAAACUCAUUUUUGUACAAAUUUUGUGUUUUUAUUUCCUAGUCGUUCCUUUUUUUAUCCUUAUUUACGAAUUCGGCUUCGUUUUAUUUUUGUUUUACGUUAAGUUUAGAGGAGAAAAUGUAGACUCUGAUGUUUUUUGUUCUUUAAAUAAACUCCAUUAAUGUGAA
This is a messenger RNA of Trichomycterus rosablanca, 1879 nucleotides long. RefSeq names its product heterogeneous nuclear ribonucleoprotein L (gene hnrnpl). Gene Ontology annotation, molecular function: mRNA binding. The transcript has 14 exons. Bases 1 to 1716 code for a protein of 571 amino acids. The record is from RefSeq and is a predicted model, not a curated record. Gene Ontology annotation, biological process: mRNA processing; regulation of RNA splicing. Lineage: Eukaryota; Metazoa; Chordata; Actinopteri; Siluriformes; Trichomycteridae. Gene Ontology annotation, cellular component: nucleus.